GCAGACAUGAAAAGAAGAUAUAGCACUUGGCGAUACAAUUUGCAUAAAACGUUUUUGCAAUAUGAAUCAGUGGAGGAGGCACUUGAGAACAAACCUGAAAAUGUGGGAGAAGAUGACUGGGAGUUUCUCAUCAAUUGGUGGCACGAUGACGAGUGGCUGGAAUUGAGCGGAAAAAAUAAGAAAAAUAGAGAUAAGCUAACAAUAACUCAUUGUGCUGGGACAAAAGCAUUUAGUCGCAUUAGAUAUGAAAAUAAAAAUCCUGAGACCGGAGAGGAACCUAGCCGUAUUGACAUGUUCAAGCUGACAAGAUUUAGGGAAAACAAGAAAACAUGGGUCGGAGAUGUUGCUGAAAAUGCUUAUGGUGAGAUGACAAAACAAAGAAAUCCUGAGCAAACAGAUGAAGGGACAGAAAAAGUAUUGUCUGAUGAUGAGAUAUAUGAUAAAGUUCUUUCCACAAUUGUUGGUCCACCUCGGUCAGGCUACAUACGUGGCUUAGGAGCAGGUCCUAAGCCUAAAAAUUUGAAAGUCUCCAAUAAUCAUUCACAACUUCAGGAGGCUACAAGGAGGGCAGAUGAGGCAGAAAGACGAUCUACCCAACUUGCAGAGGAGUUAGAGGCAAUGAAGGCUAGUGCAGCUCAACAAAAUGAAGAAUUAGAGGCAGUGAAGGCUAGUGCAGCUCAACAAAGUGAAGAGUUAGAGGCAGUUAAAGCAAAGCAAAACGAGACGGACGCACUUUUAAAAAAAUUGCUGGAACAAUUUUCCUCUAGGAAAUAAAGAUUUGUGAAGAGUGGUCCAAGGUCUGAGUUUUAAUUAAGCAAUAUAUCUUCUGAUUAGCUUUUGGAAGAAAGACUUAUGAAGUACAUCUCUCGACUUGGUUAACUUUUGGAAAUACAUCAUUAUCCAAGUUUCUUUUGGUAGUUCUUUUGGUGCUGGUACUAUGUAUAUAACUAACUUUGGAUUUAAAGUUCAAUAGUUUAUGAGGGGGAUGAGAUACAUAUUUUGUUGGAGAUUAUUGCUAAUGU
Rosa rugosa (rugosa rose) is the source of this 1022-nucleotide messenger RNA. RefSeq lists its product as uncharacterized. Bases 7 to 774 code for a protein of 255 amino acids. Lineage: Eukaryota; Viridiplantae; Streptophyta; Magnoliopsida; Rosales; Rosaceae. The record is from RefSeq and is a predicted model, not a curated record. The transcript has 5 exons.